CUUGGCAUACCAGUGACGUGAGAACGCUCCUUUCUCGCCACGCAGUCAAAUCCGACUAACUGUCAAUAUAAUUCGGUUGCCACGUCCUAAUAGAGUCCACAGGUUUUUCUGUCACUACCGGGUUCAUUGCAAAAGCAUGCUCAAAGCCUGCCUACUACAUCAAAGAUCGGAACUAUCGGUGGGGUCUACUGGUAUCCUUGACUCGGUCUUCUUUCGGAGUUCACCAGUACACAACGAAAUAUCUUUUGACAGUGAAAAGAUUCGUCGAAUACCGCAUAAAUAAAAUAUUUCCAUCAGCCAAGUUUUAUGUUAUGUAGUACUUUGACAUUGUGGCAUGGUUUCUGAACUUGAGCCUAUUUUAUCUUCCUUAUUCAUUUUGUCGUCAGUACCGUUUUGCAAACCUGACCAGUACACACCGGAGUUCCUAUCGAAAAGGAAUGAUUGACACUGAAAGACCGCAUGGCCUCACGUGACGAAAAUCCGGGACCGUAAAAGUGACAGUGAAAAGCGUCCAUUUCCCAAGUUGCACCCAAACCCCUGCUCUAACCUCUUUAUUGUAAGUGUCAUUCAUCAUUCGCGAAAGCUAAAAUAUUGUGUGUAGCUCAAAUAUCCAAAGCUUCCAGCACCAAAUCAAGAAUGUUGACUAAUAUCUUCUUCACUUUCGCCCUCGUUGUCUUAUCGAUCACUGAGGUGAGUUCCAUAUCCGACAACGACCAUGCAGCGUCGAUCCUCGAUUCUUCGGACCGUGGCCUGCAAACCUUCAUUGAUAAAUACAACAUAACUUUCCAAAAUGCUGUUUAUGUCUCGGGAGCUUUACGAACAAUCUUUCACCUACAUGCAGGAGAUGAGGCGGCUAGUGGACGGUUUGAGGUAUUCACGGCUCCAGAGAAUGCCGAUCCGACCGGGGAUCCGACACUUCCUGCUACAGUAAUGGAGGCGAGUUUUUCAACGACACUGCUACUGGGAGCGGACUCUUUCUGCGACAAUACCUUUCUCGAAGACAUAAACGUGUCCAGUCCGUUCUACUACGAAAUUGGCGAGUCCCCCGACAAGGAAAUCAAGUUCAUCUUUUGUGUAAUAUUAACCCUCACCCAGGAAAUCGAGGGAACCGUGACAUAUAUGAACUUCAAAGAAGUAGCCAUCCAGAUGAAUGUUGCUUUGAAGGGUACCUUGGGCGUCUCCAGCGUGGACCCGUUCGAAGUAGAUACCGGUGCGGCGGGCACCGACACGGACAACGAUUUGGAGUAUACAGCGAGUGCGGGUCUGUGUAGUACUUUCAGCGGCAACCCCACGCAGGGAGAAAACAUUCCCAUUUGCAUUGUUUCGGAUGACCACCCGUUGGCCAGCAUUGUUUCGGUCCAGGACCUAUCCUUCACGUCAGGUGACAGUCUCACCCAGUCGAUUAUUGCGAGCGGUAGUGCCGCUCCGGGAGCCGCGGACUUGUACGGAGUGCCGGAGCCUUUGAAUGCUGCUCAUUGCCUCGCCAACAAGUGCAUUCAGUACAAUGUGAUGUUGUACGCCAUAAUUGCGACGGUGGGCGACAACUUGGAUAUCACGAUUCGCGGCAACAUAGUGCUGGCAAUUGGCGACGGUACGCGUACGCUACGCGCUCAAUUCAAGCCCACCCGGGCGUUGCAGGACGCGCUCCAUGAACAAGCCUUUAGCUCGACGAUUGUGUUGCCGGCUCUGCCAACGACCGAGUCGGGUGCGGUCUCGACGGUCGGCACGAAGAUAACGGCGGCGAUGGUGUCGUUGGGUGCGGCUCUGGUCAGCGGCUGGAUGUUUGCCGUGUAA
Messenger RNA from Phaeodactylum tricornutum CCAP 1055/1, 1794 nucleotides. RefSeq lists its product with no specific name. Bases 637 to 1794 code for a protein of 385 amino acids. Lineage: Eukaryota; Bacillariophyta; Bacillariophyceae; Surirellales; Neidiaceae. The transcript is spliced from 3 exons. The record is from RefSeq and is a predicted model, not a curated record.